UAGAUUUACAUCACGUGACGACGAGUACUUCCUGUUUCUCUUGCAUUACACUACUGUUUUCGCUUCGUCAGAAAGAUUACCGGUAUCCUAAACACAAGAACAACAAUCACUUCAAAUAGCAAACUAAUUGUAAGAGCUGUACGUUUUCAAAUCUUUUACCUUCCGCCAUGUCGACGCAACCGGCACACGGCGCAGCUUUCCAGAAUAAGUUAGCCUCCAUCAUGGAGGCGCUCGCCCAGGCGGCCGUGUUGGAGAUCGCACAGCUGUGGGAGGAUGCUUUCGCCCUGGUCCACGCUGAACUCCGCCGCAGGGAGCGGGAAGUGGAAGCCCUGGAGAGGAAGCUGCUGGAGAACCAGCGGCGGGAUACGUGUGUGUCGCCCGCGGCUCUUGGCUCCUCCGGCGUGGAGCAACAGCAGCACCACCAGCCGCCGCCGCCGCCCACCACCACCACAGCCACCAACGAUGGUUCAACUACCGACAUCAUCGGGACAUGCGAGCAGAGCAGCGCAGACAAGGGAGACCCUUCAGCCAAUGACGGAGCAGCAGCAUUACUCCUUCAGGAGAACCCAAGUGAGCAGACCUGCGACGACACAGCUGACGAGGACUUACCCGUCAAGCGAGAGGGCGACGAGGAUGACGUCAUGAUUGUGGAGCAGGUGACAGACUCAGAGUGCCCCGACCCCGCUGACGGACCCUCGGGUCAUGGUCCGGCCGUCAACAGUGAGGAUCAGGAGAGCCGCAUGUGGUCGUCUGUUUCUGUGGGCGACAGCGACACCGCAGAGGAGGCGGACUACUUCUUGGCUAAUUCUCACAAUGUGGAUUCGGAUAUUUUGCUGAUCGAGAAUGCCUUGGACAUACUGGAUAACUCUAACAGGUUGGUGGCAGGCGCUAGACAUGCCUCAUCGAGUCACUCGGCGCCUUUUCGGCAAAAUCAUCCUCUCGGCCAAUCCGACGAGAGGCGGGGUGCUUUCCUCCCAGGGAAAUGUCAUCCCGACAACGGCAUCUUCAUGUUCGACGACCCCAGGCUAGGCAAAGAAGUGGCGGGACGGCGCGUCAAAGAGAAGUGGUUCAUCUGCCCGUUCUGCGGCAAGAGCUUUGACCGAGCCAGCCACUUGGAGAUCCACCAGCGCAUUCAUACGGGCGAGAAGCCUUACAUGUGCAACAUGUGCGGCAAGUCCUUCUCCCAAAGGAGUAACCUGCGCACGCACCAACGCAUACACAAGGAAGCCUUAGCCCCGCAGUGAAUGAAUGGAGAAAGACAAAAAAACUCAACCUUCUUCCAUCCAACCACACAAAAUGACAAAACGUGUCGAGCGUAACAAAUGGCCAACAUUUCUAGUACGAGUGCCCCGAAUUGAAGUGUCUUUUCACAAAUAUUGUUUGCUUCCUGAGAUCCAAGCAAAACACUGUGUAAACAUCAUCCGGUCCGGUCCGGCCUACUUAUCACAUAUUACCCUUAUUUUGGCUGUAAAUUAGCCCUCACUUUGGCUUCCGAGACAGUAAAUUGUGCUAGCGAUGAAGAAAGUGUGGCUUUUACGAAAGCUGGUGUCCAUCCCGACAACCGCGCAAACACAGCUAAUAAUAACUAAACAGAAAGACAGCUCUUUGGAACGUAACGAGACGUGCAUAUACUAAAGUGUGGGGGUGUCUAAAUUGCUUCAUAAAAGCAUUUUUUAAUCAUG
This is a messenger RNA of Syngnathus acus (greater pipefish), 1682 nucleotides long. Its product is annotated as zinc finger protein 835. The coding region runs from base 168 to 1244 and encodes 358 amino acids. The record is from RefSeq and is a predicted model, not a curated record. The transcript has 3 exons. Gene Ontology annotation, biological process: regulation of transcription by RNA polymerase II. NCBI's taxonomy places the organism in Eukaryota, Metazoa, Chordata, Actinopteri, Syngnathiformes, Syngnathidae. Gene Ontology annotation, molecular function: DNA-binding transcription factor activity, RNA polymerase II-specific; RNA polymerase II cis-regulatory region sequence-specific DNA binding.